AUGUCAUACAGUGCACCGCCAUCUGCUUUCUACCUUCGGCUCCCCCUUUUUUCUCCGUGGCACUCUCAUUCACGCGUCAUCGUCCACCCCCUCCCACUUUCCCCUUGUCAACACUCUCAACCGUUGCGUCUCACACUUGUCUCUGACCCCCGGGUUUCUCUCGUUCUACUCCCCACCUGCAUCUCACGGACACAACGACUUUGGUACACGAUAACAAUCACAAAUGCUUUCCUCCUCACUGUCAACGCGGAUACGCCUGCCUGCCUGCCUGCCUGCCUGCCAACCGCCACCCGUCUUAGCCCCGCCCCCCGCUAUAAAACCCCACCGCCGCAAGCCUCUCAACCUUUCCAUCAGCACUCAUCCCACCUCCCCAUCUCCCCACCUCCGCACCCUCCCACUUCUUCUCACUUCCCUCUUUGCUCUCCCCUGUCACUCGCCAUUCCCAUCAUGAGCGCCCACGCUGAAGUCGUCGACGUCGAGUCUGGCAAGGACUCUUUCACCAAGACCAUCGCGGACACAUACAAGAAGAACUAUGCCAUCAUCGAGGCCGCUGCCCUUCUCGCCCUCUGGUCCAUCCUCGUUAUCAACGAAGGUUCCAUUCGUUUCAUCUCCGAAAACCCCUCCCAAGGCAUCACCGGCGGUCGUCCGCCCAAGCUCCUUGGCUUCCUGGGAUCUCUCUCCGAGGUCGUCUUCGGCCUGCUCGGCCUUUUCGUCGGUCUUUCUGCCUUCCUUUUGCGUGCCCACAACGCCGGAGCAACCAAACUAGUCAUGCUUAUCCAGACCCUGCUGGGCUACUUUGUCUUCAUCGUCUUCGUUUUCAUCCUUCCCAUCUACCGCGCGGUAGACAAAGGAAUGUUCAGGGACGACCUCACAGUAGGCGAGAACCGCUUCGUUAUUGCCCUGGGUAUCUUGACCUCGUUCCACUUCUGUCUCGCCCUGCAGGGCGGCCAAUUCGUUUUCAUGGCCCGCCUGGUUGCCGCCGCCACGGACACCGACUUUUUGAAGCAGCGCACGGGCGCCACCAUGCGCGCCGUCUUCUGGAACGCAAACCUCGCCAUGUCAGGUGUGUGGACGCUCAUCACGGGCGCUUUCAUCGCCGCCAAGAUUAGCGGAGGGACGCUCGAGAUGCCCUACAUCUCGCCGCCGAACGUUGGAAGGCUCCCCGGCAUGACCAUUACCGCUGGCGUGUUGAUGAUCGCGCUUGGUGUGAUGGGUAUUUUGAUUGCCGGAGCAGGAAAGGGAGUACCGAAGUUUUACUUUGUCACUGUGGCCCUCGUGUACGUGUUCGCGUUCCUCAACUUUGGAAUGGCGCAAUUCGGCAAGCUCGGGUCUCCCGAAAGUCCGCCUCCCGCGGGUAGUGUUGCCCUGCACAAUGGGCUGGUGUUUAUGGUCGUUUUCUUGGGACCGUAUUUCGUUAACAUCGCCGACAAGGAAGUCAACGACAAGGAAAAUAUGUUGUAA
This is a messenger RNA of Chondrus crispus (carragheen), 1461 nucleotides long. RefSeq lists its product as hypothetical. The transcript has a single exon. Bases 1 to 1461 code for a protein of 486 amino acids. Lineage: Eukaryota; Rhodophyta; Florideophyceae; Gigartinales; Gigartinaceae. The record is from RefSeq and is a predicted model, not a curated record.